Molecule: messenger RNA, 1548 nt
Organism: Purpureocillium lilacinum
Lineage: Eukaryota; Fungi; Ascomycota; Sordariomycetes; Hypocreales; Ophiocordycipitaceae
Biological process (GO): dephosphorylation
Molecular function (GO): phosphatase activity
Source: RefSeq, a predicted model, not a curated record
AUGUCCACCCUCGUACCCAGACCGCCCUAUACGGAUGCCGAGCUGGCCGCCCUGUAUCCCCCUCAGCUCCGCCUUCAGCAGGUCCAGAUUCUUCUUCGUCAUGGCGAACGCACCCCGGUCAAUGCUCGCUUCACAAAUACCGGCCUGGCGCCCUUCUGGCCCUAUUGUUCCUCCUUUCGCAACUUGCGCUCCGCCAUCCUCGACCCGGCCGCCACUGCCGCCGCCGAGGGCAAACCCUUCUCCACCUUUGAAUGGAAGCGCCGUCUCGAGACAUUUGGUGCCAAUGAUGCUGCCGUCGUCGCCGCCGGCCCCAAGGGCGAGCUAGACGGGAUGUGCGACAUGGGCAUGCUCACGGACCGCGGCCGCGAGACUACGCUCGAGCUUGGCCAGAGGUUGCGGAGGCUUUAUGUCGACCAGCUUGGCUUCCUCCCUGCGGGCAUCAAGGAUACCGACUUUCUGUACCUUCGUGCCACUCCAAUUCCUCGAGCCCUGGAGUCUAUGCAGCAGACAUUCCACGGCCUAUACCCACCGCACACCCGCGCCCCGGACCUGCCUCCUCCAAUGGUCCUCGCCCGCACGCCGUCUGACGAGACGCUGUUCCCCAAUGACGGCAACUGUCGGCGAUUCGCUGCCCUGUCGCGAGCAUUUGCGCAGCGAGCUGCGGAUCGCUGGAACGAUUCGGAUGAUAUGGCCUUCCUGAAUAAGAGACUCGGCAAGUGGAUGCCCGACGACAGUCCCAAGGUUGCCGUUGAUGCGCGUCCGAGACUCAGCGGCAUCAUGGACACAAUCAACGCCACCAAGGCCCAUGGCCCGGACACAAGAUUGCCGAGCGAGUUCUAUGACCCCAAAGUCAAGCAGAUCGUCGAGAAGAUUGGUGUUGAGGAAUGGUUUGCCGGGUAUAAGGAGAACCGCGAGUACCGCACUCUCGGCAUCGGUGGCCUGCUCGCUGAUGUUGUCUCCCGCAUGGUUGGGAGCGCCGAGCACACCACAGCAGAUGGACGAUAUGAGGUAACGUCCAAGUCCCGCCUCCCCGGUGCCACGAGGCCCGUGCAAUUCGGGCUGAGCGGCUGCCACGACACAACUCUUGCCGCGGCCCUGUCCAGUCUGGGCGCCUUCAACACGGAUGCAUGGCCACCGUUCACCAGCCACAUCGCCAUCGAGCUCUUCCGCCACGCCGAAACUCCGGCACCCACAGCUUCGUCCAAGUCAGCCUCGCAGCUAUCCUCGUGGCUGCCCUCAUUUCUGGGCGGCUCGCGCGCCGGAGAGCCACCCUCCGGCAUCGGUCGCAAGCCCACCAGCGACCUGAGCGAUGCGGAAAGGGCCAAGCUCCAGGGCUACUACGUCCGCGUUCGCUACAACGACCAGCCCGUUACGGUGCCCGGGUGCAAGGCCGCGGGUAAACACCUUGAGGGCGACGAGUCGUUCUGCACACUGGAGGCGUUCAAGUCCAUCGUAGACAAGUUCACGCCUCGCAACUGGAAGGCCGAGUGCCGCGCCAAUGUCAAGGCACCGGCAUUCCCAGCCAAGGAGGAACCUGCUGGGUUCUAG